AUGGUGUCCUCCUCCGUCCCUCCCGCCACCGCACCCGCGGCAGCUGGAGGCCCCGGCCCGGGAUUCGGCUUCGCCUCCAAAAUCAAGAAGAAGCAUUUCGUGCAGCAGAAAGUGAAGGUGUUCCGGGCCGCCGACCCACUGGUGGGCGUGUUCCUGUGGGGCGUCGCCCACUCGAUCAACAAGCUCAGUCAGGUGCCGCCCCCAGUGAUCUUUAAAGCCAGCUCCAAGAUCAAGGUCAACAAUCACCUUUUCCAUAGAGAAAAUCUUCCCAGUCAUUUCAAGUUCAAGGAGUAUUGUCCCCAGGUCUUCAGGAACCUGCGAGAUCGGUUUGCCAUUGAUGAUCAUGAUUACUUGGUGUCCCUUACUCAAAGCCCCCCAAGAGAAACCGAAGGCAGUGAUGGCCGCUUCCUUAUCUCCUAUGACCGCACUCUGGUCAUCAAAGAAGUAUCCAGUGAGGACAUCGCGGACAUGCACAGCAACCUCUCCAGUUACCACCAGUACAUAGUGAAGUGUCACGGCAACACCCUUCUGCCCCAGUUCCUGGGCAUGUACCGGGUCAGUGUAGAAAAUGAAGAUAGCUAUAUGCUCGUGAUGCGCAAUAUGUUUAGUCACCGUCUUCCUGUGCAUAGGAAGUAUGACCUCAAGGGCUCUCUGGUAUCCCGAGAAGCCAGCGAUAAGGAAAAGGUUAAAGAACUGCCAACACUGAAGGAUAUGGACUUUCUUGACAAGAACCAGAAAGUGUAUAUUGGUGAAGAAGAGAAGAAAGUGUUCCUGGAAAAGCUGAAGCGAGAUGUGGAGUUUCUAGUGCAGCUGAAGAUCAUGGACUACAGCCCACUGGGCAUCCACGACAUCAUUCGGGGCUCUGAACCGGAGGAAGAGGGGCCUGUGAGGGAGGAGGAGUCAGAGUGGGAUGGGGACUGUAAGCUGACUGGACCUCCUGCUCUGGUAGGCUCCUAUGGCACCUCCCCUGAGGGCAUUGGAGGCUACAUUCAUUCCCACCGGCCCCUGGGCCCAGGAGAGUUUGAGUCCUUCAUCGAUGUCUAUGCUAUCCGGAGUGCCGAGGGGGCCCCCCAGAAGGAGGUGUAUUUCAUGGGCCUCAUUGACAUUCUAACACAGUAUGAUGCCAAGAAGAAAGCAGCUCAUGCAGCCAAAACCGUCAAGCAUGGGGCAGGGGCAGAGAUCUCCACUGUCCAUCCUGAGCAGUACGCUAAGCGAUUCCUGGAUUUUAUUUCCAACAUCUUUGCCUAAGUGGCUGCCUGACCGGGGUGAUCGCUGCUUUAUGUUGGGGGUGGCAGGUUCUGAGAGGCUUAGGGGAGCUGGAUUUGGCCAUUACUUCUCUUUGCUAAAUUCAGGCUACAGGCUCCUUCCAUCCAAAUACCUUUGUUCUGGCGGAUAAUGUUUUCCUGUCCCAGAACUACACUGUCCUUUCUCCCCUCAUCCAUCUCUCUUCCCUCCCUCCUUGCUCC
Rattus rattus (black rat) is the source of this 1466-nucleotide messenger RNA. RefSeq names its product phosphatidylinositol 5-phosphate 4-kinase type-2 gamma-like. Gene Ontology annotation, molecular function: phosphatidylinositol kinase activity. The record is from RefSeq and is a predicted model, not a curated record. Gene Ontology annotation, biological process: phosphatidylinositol metabolic process. Lineage: Eukaryota; Metazoa; Chordata; Mammalia; Rodentia; Muridae.